GUGUCUUAGAGGCGGACGGGCUGGGAGUCUGUGACACAUGUUGAUCUCUGAAGCAUUCCAGGAGUUUCUACCUUUUAUCACGUCAAUAAUUGGCUGCUGAAGGUAGUAGAAGAAGUACGGAAUGAUAAGCACUUUUGCUUUUUAAAAAUAUUUUUUAAUGGCAUAUUUUACUUUGGGGAAAAAAGACGUUCUUAGGCACAAGGAUGUUUAAAAAUUCGGCUGGUGGAACUGAGUUGGAGUUUGUCUCUGGUAUUGUAAAUGAUUACAUGUGGGAUUGUGAAGGAAAUUGUGUCCUUAGAGGAAGAGAAGCUAUCUGUAGGUGUCCAUAGUAAAAAUGGUUGUCGGGUUAUAGGUGAUGAAUGCUCUUUCUGUUUCUUGGGAAAAUUUGUGAAGCAAGGGGCUUCGGUAAUUCAUUCUUUAAAGUUAUGAAUUGCAUUGAAUGCUUAUUAGUGAAUCAUAGGUUUAGUAAGUGGGUGGCAUUAUUCAAUGUUUAAUCAUCAGUUUUCCACCUUUGUGGAAGAGACAGUGAGAUAAUAGACUUUUUAAACAAAUGGUGUUUCAUCUGCUUAGCCCCUAAGUGUCGGUUGCCGCCUGGUGUAUGUUGAAGUGUUUUUCACCUUCGAAGUAAGUGAAUUGCUCUGCUUUUGCCCAGCAGUUUGGUAAUGUCGAUAGGGUUUUUUUGGUUCAGGGGAGCGCUGGCUUCAUCACCUAUAGUAACUUUUUUUCUGCCUGGGCAUAGUUCCUAGAGACAAAGGAGGAGAAUCAUUAGUGGAACAGCUACUGCCCUGCAGGUUACAGGAUUGGUUGCUCUAGUCUGUGUCAUACUCUAGUGGAGAAAGACCUCUUUCCAAACUUACCCUAGGAAGUGCCCUAGGAGUGUGAGCAAAAUACACAUCAAAACAUAAAAAAAAAACAACAACAACAACAACAACAAAAAAAACAGGACUGUUCGUUGUUGAUUUUAUUCAAAUGAGUUAGGUGAAAAGGCAGGUUUAAUGCCUGUGGGAAGUUAGUUGAAAACCAGGUUUAAUGCCUGUUUUACAUGCAUUUGCAAACUCUGUAGAACUUGGAUUUGGCUAAUUUUAACAGCCUAAAAUGUUGUUAACUUUGCACUAAAGAAAUGUGUGAAGAGACUAAAAGCUUUUCUGACUCUUGCAGUUGUAAGUGCAAAACAUCAUGAUAAAAAAUAACCUAUACCACCACCUAGAGUCUGUUUGUUAGUUUAUUGCUCAUGAAGUUUGCUUAAAUUGACAUGUCUGUUAUAGUUCUGAUACAGUCGAAAAUGAUGAAGAAGUGCUAGCUUUCAAAAGGUCAUCCAAGAGAACAAUUAUUUAAGUAAUAAAUAGCAAGUGCCAAUUUAAAUUAUCCAUGCCACCUUUAGAAUGGAAAAUUAUGACAUAUCAAGUUGAGUGGGCUAUUCUCCAAAAGGUAUUAAUUCAAAAGAUUUUGAAACGGAGUUUUCAGUGUGUGCGCCAAGGCAGUUCUGAUUGCUUAAAGACUUCUUCGUUGUUUUCAGAGAUUCAAGAACUCUUCCAAAUCAGAUGCCAUUAGAACUUUUGGAAGUCCAGAUGAAACAAAAGCAAAAAGAUAGGAGAGCAUUACAACUACAGAAAUUCGGGAAAUUCAGAAGUUGAGAGAACGCAGCCCAUGGCAGAGUUGUGGUUCAGAGAUAUGAAAAGUAAAAUCAAUGUGAAUUAAAGUGAUAAUCUGUUUUGCUGGUAGUUUAUAUGUGGUAAAGCAGUCUAUUAAAUGAGAGAGUUAGGGAGGCAGCUUUGUUGCCAUGUGGCUUAUCACAUUGUCCAUGGAGGAAGUAAUGUUCCUCCUUUAAGUGGUAUAGCCUGAGAGAAAGAUAGCCUCCAAGAUCUUUAAUUAAAUACCAGUUGAACAGAAAGAACUAGAGCACGGUAUUAAUUCUGUCAAACAUCACUAUUUUAGAACAUUGAGGACAACUAAAAAUGAAUUAACGCAUAUCUGAAAGCAGAGUUUGAUAGAAGGUGACAGAUGAGGCAAAAUAUGCCAAUCUAAUGGAACAAAUAAGAUAAGGAGGUAUGCCAUCCUUGACUCUAGAAAGAUCAGAGGGAAGAUGAUUAUUGUUAAUUGCACAGAUUCUAUUGCAGACCAGUGCUAGAAGACAAUGACAUAGAAGUAAUUUUAAAUCAGAGUGACUUAGGAUAUAUGAAGUUAAAGGAAUUUGGCUUUUCAUUUUAAAACAUAAAGAAUUUAAGAAACUUAAAAGCUCAUGUUCUAACUGUUGUUUGGGAAAAACUAAUAGUUUGGUGUAUCAGGUUAAAAGAUAAUUUUGCUCAGAAUGAGUUUAAAAUAUCGAAUUUUUGUCGAGGAAAGCAUUAUUCACUUUAAAUUGUGAUAGGGUCAGUUUUGCGUUUGAGAUUGCUUGCUACAAUUAGUUUUUAAUGUAGGUUAGUAAGAGAAGAGGAGUUCUAGUCUCUUCCCUACCCUUUCCCUCCCUCCCUUGCUUUCUUCCCCUUUUCUAAAAUAAACAGCGUCUACAUCUUUGGAUAUUUUCUUCUGUGAAAAGUGCCUUGAUUGCAACUUUCCUUCUUGGCUGUGGUUGGGGUGAAGUUUCUUCACUCUUGUACUUUUCUGCCCCUUCAGGUGACUGAUACACAAUCAGAGUGAGUUUUAUUUUGUGUGUUUGUUUAAUAAUGAUUUACUGUUACACGGAUGAAGACUGGGAAAAAGCAUUUGUCGUUCUAGCAAAGUCCUGUAUACCCAUGUCUUCCAACUGGAGAAAUAUUUUCAUUAAAAUAAUCUUGACAACUAUUGAAAAGUCAAAAGAAAAAUUUCAGCAAGAUAGGGUAGGGGGCUCGCAGGAUGUAUGAGUUUGAAUCUGUGAACUAAAAAGAUUCAAGUUGCAUUUCCUUAAGUUGUUGUUUUUUCAGGGACUUUUGGGGGAGGGGGAAUGAGCAAGCUCCUCCUAUAAUAUUUAGAUAACACAACAAUUAGAGAAAUGUAACACCAGUAUGGUUGCUAAGACUUGAGAAGGUAAAAAACCAGGAAUGUCAGAUGAUGAAACAGGCCAUUGGAAUGGAACUAAAGAUUAUGUCGAGAGGUUGGAAUGAACAAAAAGUAAAUGGAGGAGAGAGAUCUAGUUUCCGUAUCCUGUUUGCAUCUGAUGCUGAAGCAGAGGCAUGAAUUGCUGAUGGAAGUGUUUGGAUUGUGAGCUAUUUCAGAACUCUGUUCUCAGGACUCAUUAUUUUAACAUUUGGGAGAAACACAGCCAGAAGCAGACCGGAGUCGUCCUCUAAAGCUUCCUGACUCUUCCCCGGCCUGGGUCUGUAUCUGACUACGAGCGGCGGGUGCCAUGCCAAGGAGCGUGUGUCACUGUCCCUGCUGCACAGACUGAACGUGCCCUAAACCUGGACAACAGCAGAACUGGGUCUCAGAUUAGCAUUUACCGGCUGUUGUUCCUGAGAUUGCUGCUUCAAACACUUGGUUGUAUGGAUAGAAGAGAUCAGGGAAAAGCACGCACCGCAGUUUCUUCAAUAAAAGUAAAACCAUUUCAAAACACUGGUAUUUGCAUUUAAUGGGGAACAAACGAUGAAGAAGGAAAAGGAAUAUAUCCACUAAGGAUUCUAUCUGCUUACUGCUACAGACCUGUGUUUUAAGGAAUUCUCCUCCUCCUUGCAUAGAAGUUGAUCAGCUCUGUGGUCAGACUGCAUUUAUCUUGUCAUUGCCAGAAGAAAUCCUGGACAGAAUGUAACAGUACGUCUCUCUCUGAUUGCUAUGGAAGGUGAUAAACUGAUACUCACUUAUUAAAGUUACGUCUCACUCACCACAGAAAACCAUUCUUUAAAGUGAAUAGAAACCAAGCCCUUUUGAACACUUCUAUUGAACAUGACUCAUGGAGAAGAGCUUGGCUCUGAUGUGCACCAGGAUUCUAUUGUUUUAACUUACCUAGAAGGAUUACUAAUGCAUCAGGCAGCAGGGGGAUCAGGUACUGCCGUCGACAAAAAGUCUGCUGGGAAUAAUGAAGAGGAUCAGAACUUUCACAUUUCUGGCAGUGCCUUUCCCACCUGUCAAAGUAAUGGUCCAGUUCUCAAUACACAUACAUACCAGGGAUCUGGCAUGCUGCACCUCAAAAAAGCCAGACUGUUGCAGUCUUCUGAGGACUGGAAUGCAGCAAAGCGGAAGAGGCUGUCUGAUUCUAUCGUAAAUUUAAACGUAAAGAAGGAAGCUUUGCUAGCUGGCAUGGUUGACAGUGUGCCUAAAGGCAAACAGGAUAGCACAUUACUGGCCUCUUUGCUUCAGUCGUUCAGCUCCAGGCUGCAGACUGUUGCUCUGUCACAACAAAUUAGGCAGAGCCUCAAGGAGCAAGGAUAUGCCCUCAGUCAUGAUUCUUUAAAAGUGGAGAAGGAUUUAAGGUGCUAUGGUGUUGCAUCAAGUCACUUAAAAACUUUGUUGAAGAAAAGUAAAGUUAAAGAUCAAAAGCCUGAUACAAAUCUUCCUGAUGUGACUAAAAACCUCAUCAGAGAUAGGUUUGCAGAGUCUCCUCAUCACGUUGGACAAAGUGGAGCAAAGGUCAUGAGUGAACCGUUGUCAUGUGCUGCAAGAUUACAGGCUGUUGCAAGCAUGGUAGAAAAAAGGGCUAGUCCUGCCACCUCCCCGAAACCUAGUGUUGCUUGUAGCCAGUUAGCAUUACUUCUGUCAAGCGAAGCCCAUUUGCAGCAGUAUUCUCGAGAACAUGCUUUAAAAACACAAAAUGCAAAUCAAGCAGCAAGUGAAAGACUUGCUGCUAUGGCCAGAUUGCAAGAAAAUGGCCAGAAGGAUGUUGGUAGUUUCCAGCUCUCAAAAGCCAUGUCAAGCCAUCUUAAUGGUCAGGCUAGAACAUCAUCAAGCAAACUGAUGGCUAGCAAAAGUAGUGCAACAACAUUUCAAAAUCCAAUGGGUAUCAUUCCUUCUUCCCCAAAAAAUGCAGGUUAUAAGAACUCACUGGAAAGAAACAAUAUAAAACAAGCUGCUAACAAUAGUUUGCUUUUACAUCUUCUUAAAAGCCAGACUAUACCUAAGCCAAUGAAUGGACACAGUCACAGUGAGAGAGGAAGCAUUUUUGAGGAAAGUAGUACACCUACAACUAUUGAUGAAUAUUCAGAUAACAAUCCUAGUUUUACAGAUGACAGCAGUGGUGAUGAAAGUUCUUAUUCCAACUGUGUUCCCAUAGACUUGUCUUGCAAACACCGAACUGAAAAAUCAGAAUCUGACCAACCUGUUUCCCUGGAUAACUUUACUCAAUCCUUGCUAAACACUUGGGAUCCAAAAGUCCCAGACGUAGAUAUCAAAGAAGAUCAAGAUACCUCAAAGAAUUCUAAGCUAAACUCACACCAGAAAGUAACACUUCUUCAAUUGCUACUUGGCCAUAAGAAUGAAGAAAAUGUAGAAAAAAACACCAGCCCUCAGGGAGUACACAAUGAUGUGACCAAGUUCAGUACACAAAAUUAUGCAAGGACUUCUGUGAUAGAAAGCCCCAGUACAAAUCGGACUACGCCAGUGAGCACUCCACCAUUACUUACGUCAGCCAAAGCAGAGUCUCCCAUCAAUCUCUCUCAACACUCUCUGGUCAUCAAAUGGAAUUCCCCAGCGUAUGCCUGCAGUACUCAGUCUGAAAAGACUGCAUCUAACCACUCAAUGGACCUUACAAAAAGCAAAGACACGCCAGGAGAGAAACCAGCCCAAAACGAAGGUGCACAAAACUCUGCAACUUUCAGUGCCAGUAAGCUGUUACAAAACUUAGCACAAUGUGGACUGCAGUCUUCCAUGUCAGUGGAAGAGCAGCGACCCAGCAAACAGCUGUUAACUGUAAACACAGAUAAACCGAUAGGUGUGAUUGAUAGAUUAAAUAGCCCUUUGCUCGCAAAUAAAACGAAUGCAGCUGAAGAAAGUCAAGCAUUUAGUAGUCAACCAACAGGUCCUGAACCAGGGCUUUCUGGUUCUGAAAUAGAAAAUCUGCUUGAAAGACGUACCGUCCUCCAGUUGCUCCUGGGAAACCCCAACAAAGGUAAAAGUGAAAAGAAAGAGAAAACUCUCUUAAGAGAUGAAAGUACUCAGGAACACUCAGAGAGAGCUUUAAGUGAACAAAUAUUGAUGGUGAAAAUAAAAUCUGAGCCUUGUGAUGACUUACAAAUUCCUAAUACAAAUGUGCACUUGAGCCAUGAUGCCAAGAGUGCUCCAUUCUUGGGUAUGGCUCCUGCUGUGCAGAGAAGCGCACCUGCCUUACCAGUGUCCGAAGACUUUAAAUCGGAGCCUGUUUCACCUCAGGAUUUUUCUUUCUCAAAGAAUGGUCUCUUAAGUCGAUUGCUAAGACAAAAUCCAGAUAGUUACCUGGCAGAUGAUUCAGACAAGAGUCACAGAAGUAAUGAAAUGGCACUUCUAGAAUCAAAGAAUCUGUGCAUGGUCCCUAAGAAAAGGAAGCUUUAUACUGAGCCAUUAGAAAAUCCAUUUAAAAAGAUGAAAAACAACGUUGUUGAUGCUGCAAACAAUCACAGUACCCCAGAAGUACUGUAUGGGCCCUUGCUUAACCAGGAAGAGCUGAAAUUUAGCAGAAAUGAUCUUGAGUUUAAAUAUCCUGCUGGUCAUGGCUCAGCCAGCGAAAGUGAACAUAGGAGUUGGGCCAGAGAGAGCAAAAGCUUCAAUGUUCUGAAACAGCUGCUUCUCUCAGAAAACUGUGUGCGAGAUUUGUCCCCGCACAGAAGUAACUCUGUUGCUGACAGUAAAAAGAAAGGACACAAAAAUAAUGUGACCAACAGCAAACCUGAAUUUAGCAUUUCUUCUUUAAAUGGACUGAUGUACAGUCCCACUCAGCCCAGCAGUUGCAUGGAUAACAGGACAUUUUCAUACCCAGGAGUAGUAAAAACUCCUGUGAGUCCUACUUUCCCUGAGCACUUGGGCUGUGCAGGGUCUAGACCAGAAUCUGGGCUUUUGAAUGGGUGUUCCAUGCCCAGUGAGAAAGGACCCAUUAAGUGGGUUAUCACUGAUGUGGAGAAGAAUGAGUACGAAAAAGACUCCCCAAGACUGACCAAAACCAACCCAAUACUAUAUUAUAUGCUGCAGAAAGGAGGCAAUUCUGUUACCAGUCGAGAAACACAAGACAAAGACAUUUGGAGGGAGCCUUCAUCUGCUGAAAGUCUCUCACAGGUCACAAUCAAAGAAGAGUUACUUCCUACUGCAGAAACGAGAGCUUCUUUCUUUAAUUUAAGAAGCCCUUACAAUAGCCAUAUGGGAAAUAAUGCUUCUCGCCCACACAGUGCAAACGGAGAAGUUUAUGGACUUCUGGGAAACGUGCUAACAAUAAAAAAAGAAUCAGAAUAAAAUGUACCUGCCAUCCAGUUUGGGAUCUUUUUAAAACAUAAUGAGUAUGAACUUGAGAUCUGUAUAAAUAAGAGCAUGAUUUGAGAAAAGCAUGGUAUAAUUGAAACUUUUUUUCAUUUUGAAAAGUAUUGGUUACUGGUGAUGUUUAAAUAUGCAUACUAAUUUUUGCUUAACAUUAGAUGUCAUGAGGAAACUACUGAACUAGCAAUUGGUUGUUUAACACUUCUGUAUGCAUCAGAUAACAACCGUGAGUAGCCUAUGAAUGAAAUUCUUUUAUAAACAUAAAUAAUAGGCAUAAAUUAAAAUGUAAAACUCCAUUCAUAGUGGAAUAAUGCAUUUUGCUGCCUUUAUUAGGGUACUUUAUUUUGCUUUUCAGAAGUCAGCCUACAUAACACAUUUUUUAAAGUCCAAACUGUUAAACAACUCUUUAAAGGAUAAUUAUCCAAUUAAAAAAAAACCUAGUGCUGAUUCACAGCUUAUUAUCCAAUUCAAAAAUAAAUUAGAAAAAUAUAUGCUUACAUUUUUUCACUUUUGCUAAAAAAGAAAAAAAAAAAGUGUUUAUUUUUAACUCUUGGAAGAGGUUUUGUGGUUCCCAAUGUGUCUGUCCACCCUGAUCCUUUUCAAUAUAGAUUUCUUUAAACCUUGUACUACUUAGUAAAAAUUGAUUACAAUUGAGGGAAGUUUGAUAGAUCCUUUAAAAAAAAAAAGGCAGAUUUCCAUUUUUUGUAUUUUAACUACUUUACUAAAUUAAUACUCCUCCUUUUACAGAAUUAGAAAAGUUAACAUUUGCCUUUAGGUGGUUUCCUGAAAAGUUGAAUAUUUAAGAAAUUGUUUUUAACAGAAGCAAAAUGGCUUUUCUUUGGACCGUUUUCACCAUCUCUUGUAAAAGCUAAUUCUCACCAUUCCUGUGGUACCUGCGAGUCUUAUGACCAGGAUUCCUUAAAGCUGAACUCUGACCACUUGCGUUAGAACCAUCUCCAUCUGGAGCACUUGUUUUAAAAUGCAGAUUCAUAGGCAGCAUCUCAGAUCUACAGAACAAGAAUCUCUGCUAAGUGAACCUGGAAUCUUCCAUCUGCAUCUUAACACGCUCCCUAGGUGUUUCUUGUGUUUGAGAACCAUGGCUUAUGACUUUCCUCAGAACAUGAGACUGUAAAACAAAACAAACAAUUUGAUGCCUCUAUUUUCCCCAAUACAGUCACACAUCAGCUCAAAAUUUGCAAUAUUGUAGUUCAUAUAUUACCGUUAUGUCUUUGGAAAUCGGGUUCAGAACACUUUUUAUGACAAAAAAAAUUGGGUGGAGGGGAUAACUUUCAUAUCUGGCUCAACAUCUCAGGAAAAUCUGUGAUUAUUUAUGUGUUCUAAUGAGUAACAUCUACUUAGGUAGCCUUAGGGAUGGAAAAACAGGGCCACUUACCAAACUCAGGUGAUUCCAGGAUGGUUUGGAAACUUCUCCCGAAUACAUCCUUAACCUUUAUUAAAACCAUUGUCCUAAGAACAAUGCCAACAAAGGCUACAACAUUUAGUUUAAACCCAAGAAAGGCACUAAAUUCAGAUUGGCUAAAUAAAAAGUACAACGGGCACAUAUACAUGACAGAAUUGUACACAAUCACUCCAUUGGAUCUUUUAAAAUAGUGAUGAAAAGUAAAUGUUGAUACAGUCUUAGAAGAACUUAAUAUAUUCUUGAAGCCACAUGGGGUUUCAGUUGUGAAACAGGUCUGUUUUUAUGUUCAGUUUGUACAAUCCACAAUUCAUUCACCAGACAUUUUGUUUUUAAUUGUGAGCCUGGUUAGCAAAUGACCUAUCAAAAAUUAUUCUAUAAUCACUACUAGUUAGAAGGAUAUUGAUUUAAAGUUGUUCUUCUUGAAGUGGUUUCUAAGGUUUUUAUAUUAAAAAUAGGUGUGAUUUCAUAAUAUGAUCUAAAACCCUAAAUGGUUAUUUUUCCUCAGAAUGAUUUGUAAAUAGCUACUGGAAAUAUUAUACAGUAAUAGGAGUGGGUAUUAUGCAACAUCAUGGAGAAGUGAAGGCAUAGGCUUAUUCUGACGUAAAAUUCCACUGGCCAGUUGAAUAUAUUCUACUCCAUGUCCAUACUAUGACAAUCUUAUUGUCAACACUAUAUAAAUAAGCUUUUAAACAAGUCGUUUUUCUUGAUUGUUGUGAAAGGUUUGGAGCCUUAGAGGUAUGUCAGAAAAAAUAUGUUGGUGUUCUCCCUUGGGUAGGGGGAAAUGGCCUUUUUACAAGAGAGUGAAAUUUAGGUCAGGGAAAAGACUGUCAAGGGCCAGCAUUGCUUUUUUUUUUUUUCUCUUAUGGGUUUUGUUUUGCUUUUUGGUUGGUUGGUUGGUUUCGUUGUUGUUAACAAAGGAAUGAGAAUAUGUAAUACUUAAACAUGACCACAAAGAAUGCUGUUCUGAUUUACUAGAGAAUGUCCCCAAUUUGAAUUUAGGGUGAUUUUAAAGAACAGUGAGAAGGGGUAUACAUCCACAGAUUCACUUUGUUUAUGCAUAUGUAGAUACAAGGAUGCACAUACACACAUUUUCAAGGACUAUUUUAGAUAUCUAGACAAUUUCUUCUAAUAAAGUCAUUUGUGAAAGGGUACUACAGCUCUCAUUGACAUCAGUAAGGUAGUAUUCAUUACCUGUUUAUUCUCUGCUGCAUCUUACAGAAGAGUAAACUGGUGAGAGUAUAUAUUUUAUAUAUAUAUAUAUUAUAUGUAUAUAUAUAUAUUGACUUGUUACAUGAAGAUGUUAAAAUCGGUUUUUAAAGGUGAUGUAAAUAGUGAUUUCCUUAAUGAAAAAUACAUAUUUUGUAUUGUUCUAAUGCAACAGAAAAGCCUUUUAAUCUCUUUGGUUCCUGUAUAUUCCAUGUAUAAGUGUAAAUAUAAUCAGACAGGUUUAAAAGUUGUGCAUGUAUGUAUACAGUUGCAAGUCUGGACAAAUGUAUAGAAUAAACCUUUUAUUUAAGUUGUGAUUACCUGCUGCAUGAAAAGUGCAUGGGGGACCCUGUGCAUCUGUGCAUUUGGCAAAAUGUCUUAACAAAUCAGAUCAGAUGUUCAUCCCAACAUGACAGUAUUCCAUUUCUGGACAUGACGUCUGUGGUUUAAGCUUUGUGAAAGAAUGUGCUUUGAAUCCAAGGGUCUUAAACAGUUUUUUUAAUCGUCAACCACUUUUAAACAUAAAGAAUUCACACAACUACUUUCAUGAAUUUUUUAAUCCCAUUGCAAACAUUAUUCCAAGAGUAUCCCGGUAUUAGCAAUACUGGAAUACAGGCACAUUACCAUUCAUAGUAAGAAUUCUGGUGUUUACACAACCAAGUUUGAUGCGAUCUGCUCAGUAAUAUAAUUUGUCAUUUUUAUUAGAAAUUUAAUUUCUUCAUAUGAUGUCAUGAAACUGUACAUACUGCAGUGUGAAUUUUUUUUGUUUUGUUUUUUAAUCUUUUAGUGUUUACUUCCUGCAGUGAAUUUGAAUAAAUGAGAAAAAAAUGCAUUGUC
This is a messenger RNA of Chlorocebus sabaeus (green monkey), 10807 nucleotides long. Lineage: Eukaryota; Metazoa; Chordata; Mammalia; Primates; Cercopithecidae. The record is from RefSeq and is a predicted model, not a curated record.